UAUGACGAAACAAUAGUUUAAUUCGACAAUAGUAUCUUCUCUUCUCAUCCAAAACUGUAUUCAAAAACAUUUAAUUAAUUUGGCAUAAGAAUUUAUAAUGAAAUUGAUUCAAAUACAUUCUGUGGAUGGAAGAAAAAUAUCCGUUUCACAAUCGAUGCUUCGUAAAUUCAGUCCAACAAUAAAAUUCAUAUUGAAGCCAUAUUCGGAAAACGUAUCUAUGCACAUUUACUUGCCUUACGCAUUCGAAACUAUUAAGAUAAUCGAUGAAUUUAUGAAAAAUCAAUUUCCGGAAUUUUACUCGUUGAAGCAUGCAAUGGACGUUUAUCGAAUUAGCAAAAUAUUGUGCAUGUUUAUAUUAAAUAGAUACUGCCGAACUCGUUUGGCCCAGCCUAUUCAUAUACCACAUGUUUGUGCAAUUUACGAGCUUGCUUGCGAAAGCACUGAUUAUAUCUUACAAUAUUUUUGUUGGAGGAUGUUUAAUGAUCAUUGGGAUAAUGUAUUUUUUCAAAAUAAAAACGCUUUGAACUGUGGAGAAAUUGUGAUUCGUAGACUCGUUUCUCGUCCUAUGUAUCAAAAUUUGGACGAGAUGACCAUAUUUAAGAUUGUUUACGAAUGGGCAAGACGUAAAGUUAACGCGAAAACAUCUCUGCGGCAAGUGGUGGCUCCAUUCUUAGUCAAAAUCAGGUUUCUUACAAUGGAUGAUAAAUUUUUGAAAAGCUAUGUAUAUCCGAAACCACUCUUAACAGAACAAGAAGUAAAUGCCAUUCAACACUACAAAGUAACAUCUGACAAAUCAUUAAUUCCAGAUAGCAUUUCUAGAAGUCAUCUUUCGAGAAACGAUGAAAAACAUAGCUUUUGGUUCAUAUAUUGCAAUCGAAGUUAUUCCAUUCACGAUGAAGAUAUAAAUAUGGAAAACAAGUUCCAGUUCAUUUCGGAGAUAUUUGUUCUAGAAGAUUGUUUCCUCACUGGAAUCGAACUCCCAAUUUCUCAUGACAGCGAAGAAAGUAUAAGAAUAAGAAUACAGAAGUUUAUUGACAAUGGUAUUUGGAAUCCCGAAAAAGAAAAUAACCUAAAAAGUGAUCAAAACGGCAAGAUUAAAUUGAAAGAAGUCUUUUAUAUUUCGAAAUCUUCUACCUUUCGUGUGAUAGCUAAAAUUAAUGAAGAGGACAUCCUACGAAGUAACAUACGAAUUAGUAAUUCGGCAAGUCGUUAUAUUGUAAAUGAGGGAAUGGCCAUAAGUUCUGAAAAAAGUGCUCUGUUGAGUACAGAUAUAGAAUAUAUAUAUUGUAAUGUAAAUCUUUAUUUUUGAAGAAGUUUAAAAGAGACCCAUAGAAAAAUGUUUUCAAAAUUUCUAUAAUUUCUAUUUUAAUAUUUUAGUUUUCAUAAUGGGCAAAAUUUGUAAAAAAAAAAUUAUGAUAAUAUAUGGCACUUUAUAUAAGGAAUAAAAUCAUUCGAUGUAAUCCAGUUCAUUCUACUGCCCUGUCGUAUAUAGUGUAAUAUUUUUUAUGAUUGUUUCCUAAAUAAAAGCAAAAAAAUUAAAUCGUAAAUAAAAGAAAACGUGCAAAUUUAAACGUAAAUUUAAAACAAAGCUUAAUUUUUUAUUUGUCUCUUGAUGCGAGUUCGAUAUUAUGGCACUUAUGGAAGCAGAUUAAUGGCAAGUUUAACGAAAAUAGAAAUUAAUAAAGUUUUCUUUUGUU
Messenger RNA from Centruroides sculpturatus (bark scorpion), 1697 nucleotides. RefSeq lists its product as uncharacterized. The coding region runs from base 98 to 1309 and encodes 403 amino acids. NCBI's taxonomy places the organism in Eukaryota, Metazoa, Arthropoda, Arachnida, Scorpiones, Buthidae. The transcript is spliced from 2 exons. The record is from RefSeq and is a predicted model, not a curated record.